AUGAGAUUAUUAUUAUUAUUAAUCGUUUUAAUUUUUUCAUUCAAUGUUUGCUUUGCCUCAAACAGUGUCUACUCAGCCCAAACUUAUCAAACCUCUUUCUUAGGUUGGAUGAAAAAACACGACAGAUCAUACCAUCAUCAUGAAUUCAACAAUAAAUACCAAGCUUUCAAAGAUAACAUGGACUUUAUCCAUAACUGGAACACCAACAAAAACUCAAAGACUGUUCUUGGUUUAACCCAAUUUGCCGAUUUAACCAACGAAGAAUACAGAAAGAUUUACCUUGGUACUAAAGUUAAUGUUGCUCCAGAAAAACACAACUUCAACAUGAUUCACUUCACUGGUCCAGAUUCAAUCGAUUGGAGAACUAAAGGUGCUGUCUCACACGUCAAAGAUCAAGGUCAAUGUGGUUCAUGUUGGUCAUUCUCUACUACCGGUUCAGUUGAAGGUGCUCAUCAAAUUAAAACUGGUAACAUGGUCACUUUAUCUGAACAAAAUCUUGUCGAUUGCUCAGGCAAAUUCGGUAACAAUGGUUGUGACGGUGGUUUAAUGGUCAAUGCCUUCAAAUUCAUCAUGAGCCAAGGCGGUGUUGCUACCGAAGACUCAUACCCAUACAAUGCUGUUCAAGGCAAAUGUAAAUUCACCAAAUCAAUGGUUGGUGCCAACAUCUCAGGUUACAAAGAAAUUACCCAAGGUUCAGAACUCGAAUUACAAGCUGCCCUUACCAAACAACCAGUAUCUAUUGCUAUUGAUGCUUCCCAACAAUCCUUCCAAUUAUACAAAUCAGGUGUCUAUGAUGAACCAGAAUGUUCAUCAUACCAAUUAGAUCACGGUGUCUUAGCUGUUGGUUACGGUACCGAAAACGGUAAAGACUACUACAUCGUUAAAAACUCAUGGGCUGAUAGCUGGGGUCAAGAUGGUUACAUUUUCAUGAGCAGAAACGCUAAAAAUCAAUGUGGUGUUGCUACUAUGGCCAGUUACCCAAUCUCUAAUUAA
Dictyostelium purpureum is the source of this 993-nucleotide messenger RNA. RefSeq lists its product as uncharacterized. The record is from RefSeq and is a predicted model, not a curated record. The transcript has 2 exons. Lineage: Eukaryota; Evosea; Eumycetozoa; Dictyosteliales; Dictyosteliaceae. Gene Ontology annotation, biological process: immune response. Gene Ontology annotation, molecular function: cysteine-type endopeptidase activity. The coding region runs from base 1 to 993 and encodes 330 amino acids. Gene Ontology annotation, cellular component: lysosome.